This is a messenger RNA of Aphanomyces astaci, 3078 nucleotides long. RefSeq lists its product as hypothetical. The record is from RefSeq and is a predicted model, not a curated record. The transcript is spliced from 15 exons. The coding region runs from base 27 to 3041 and encodes 1004 amino acids. NCBI's taxonomy places the organism in Eukaryota, Oomycota, Saprolegniomycetes, Saprolegniales, Verrucalvaceae. Gene Ontology annotation, molecular function: protein binding.
GGAUCAUCCACAUCGCCAUCGCCGCCAUGAUUGCGUCGAAGCGGCAAGCACUGGGAAGCAAGACGGGGAACUCCCGCUUCAGUCUGUUGCUGCUGGAAGAUGGAGAGUUCUUCCUCGAUGACUUCAGCGUGCUCAAGUACCCCGACCCAGUGUUUCAAUGCCUCACCUUUGACGCAUGCAUUCAAAGAAAGGUCCAAGGUCGAUUGAAGCUCUGCACACGCAGCAUCAUGUUUGAACCACAAGACGUCAUGCAACCCAUCUUGAAGUUUCCGUUUCGAGACAUGGACGUGUCCCCGCGCGCCGAGAUCUUUGACGAAGAAUCGAACGAGUUGUAUCUGUCCUUCGACUGCAACGCCGUGGUAGAGAUGAAGGAGCGCAACGUCGACCACCCGUACACCCACCGCGUGCUGGCCAACUCGAGCGUGUACAGCACCAAAAUGAUUUUCUCGCUCGUGCAUUCCAAGAUCCACGACUUCCUCCAAGCCAUCACGCCGCUCUGGUCCCUCUCGCACAAGAAGAGCGUGCUCAACAAGAUCGACGAAGAGCGCUUCUUGGCGCCGGUGCUCGAGCCCCGCCACACGGACGUGUUCGAUGCGAGUUUGCUCGUGGAUUUCCGCGAACGACCGCUGUAUACAAAGUGCAAACUCGUGGAUCGGAUCGUGCCCCUGCUCAAGUUUCCCGGCGCCAUGAUGCUCACCAACCUCAGAGUGUACUUCCAACCGGCGCAAAUCAACAACAUUGGCGACCCCGUGCUCAAUUUUGAAUACACCAAGGUUGUGUGGCUGCAUAAACGGCGUCACAUGCUCAAGCAAUGCGGCCUCGAAGUGCUGCUGGACGACCGCCAGAGCUUUUUCUACUCGUUUCGGUCCAUGGAAGAUCGCGAUGAGAUUUAUGCGACGAUGUUACAGCAGCCGGGGCUGAAUCAAACGCUGCAGCAGAAUUGCACCCGGGAAAUGCUCUUCAAGUGGCAGCACCGCCAAGUGUCGAAUUUCGAGUACCUGUCGUUUCUCAACGACCAAGCUGGACGCACGACCAACGACCUGACCCAGUACCCAGUGUUUCCGUGGGUGAUAGCCGACUACAAGACGGAUCGACUGGAUCUCACCGACCCACAUACGUUUCGAGACUUGUCGAAACCCGUGGGCGCGUUGAACGCUGAUCGGCUUGGGUACUUCCAGCAGCGCUUUCACAACAUGCCGAGUGGGAUGGAGGCCGAGGGGCUGCCGCCGCCUUUUUUGUACGGCACGCACUACUCGACCCCUGGCUACGUACUGUUUUACCUGGUCCGCAUGGCGCCAGAGUACAUGCUGUGCCUGCAAAACGGCAAAUUCGAUGCCCCCGACCGCCUCUUUCGAAGCAUUGCCGACACGUACCAAAGCUGCUUGACCAACCACGCAGACUUGAAAGAGUUGAUCCCUGCAUUUUACGACACGGACAGUCCCCACGUUUGCGAAUGGCUUCAGAACACGCGCAAUUUGGACUUGGGCACGACGCAAACCCUGGCCCGGGUGGGCGACGUGGACUUGCCGCCGUGGGCCGACUCUGCCCAUGACUUUGUCGAGAAGCAUCGGGAAGCGCUGGAAUGCGAUUACGUGUCCGAGCAUCUGCACGAGUGGAUCGAUUUGAUCUUUGGCUACAAGCAGCAAGGCGCCGAGGCGCUGGCCGCCAACAAUUUGUUUUACUACCUAUCGUACGAAGGCGCGGUGAACCUCGAGACGGUCACCGACCCCGUCGACCGGUGUUCAUUUGAGGCCCAGAUCCAAGAGUUUGGCCAGACGCCCAAGCUUCUCUUCCAGAGCCCGCAUCCGGCGCGGUCGCAGGUCGGCAUGGACGUGUCGCUGGCCCCUAUGGACGUGGCCACCCCGCCUCCAGUUUUGCCGUCGGUUUCCACUCGUCUGACAAGCGAAGAAGACCUUCCGGAAGGGGUGGAGCAACCCUUGGUUGCAUCAUCAUCGUCGUCGUCGUCGUCCUGGGGGUUCAAGCGGCCCACGCUGAGCAGCACCUUUAGCGGCCUCACCAAAAACGUGAGCGGAUUCAAAGCCAGCCUUCGCCGACGCUGCAUGGAAAGGUCUAGCUGGGGCUGGACAUUUGACUACACGACGGCCGCCGCCAUGUGGGACGAAUCGCUGCCCCACUUUUUGCACUCCAAAGCGAUCACAUGCGUGAGCUUGUCCAAGGACAUGAAGACAGUCUUCACCACGUCGGAUGACGGCACGUUCAAGAUCUCGUCCAGCGACGACGGCGUCGUGCGCCGAAGCUACACUUGUGCGGGGCCGGUGCGCUGUCUGGACGUGUCUGCCGACGAGAAGUACGCGUUCUUCGGGUCUGCAGACUUGUACAUGUUUGCGCUGGAAACUGGUCGUGUGGGCAAGCUCAGCCUGGCGCACGCGGCCGCGGUGACGGGGGUGUGUGUCGUGGAUGACUCGAAAUUCGUCACGUGCUCGUUGGAUGGCACGAUCAAGGUGUGGCAAUAUGGACCUAUGGGCAUGCUGUCGACGCCGACGUUUGUGUACGAAGGGUGCGACUGUGCCCUCACCUGUCUGGACGUCAACUCGGACGGAUCGAUCGCCCUCGUGGGCUCUGAAAAUGGAUCGGUGUACGUGUUUGACCUGCGCUCGAACGACAUCAUUUCCAAAGUUCGUGCCAGUGACACUGCGAUUCAAACCUUGAGGUUUGGAAUGACCGGAGCUACGUUUACAUGCAUGUCGUCGUCGUAUGUCGCGGCCACGUUUGCAUUGAAUGGCGCGGCCGUCAGUACCCUUCGAGCGUCCCCUAAGGACGUCCCUGGCUGCAUGGUGUCGGACGGCGAGUUCGCACUGACCGGAUCGGACGACGGAGGGGUGUACAUUUGGCAGCUGAACGAGGGAGACAAGAAUGCGCUCAAAGCGUGCACGGUGUCGAUUCCCCACUCGCAUAAGAGCGCGGUGACGGCGCUGAAUGUGAGCGGAAACGGGCAGAGCAUCGUCUCGGGAGGCGGCGAUGGGUCCGUCCGCGUCUGGGCCAUGCGCAAGAAAUCCGCGCGAAGUAGGCUAGGAUUUUGAAUUGUUGAUUGUCCGGAUAAUAGAACAUCAUUCCGGA